AUGUCAAUGAAUGAUGAUCUCUUCAAUGACGAUGAAAAUGACGAUUUACUUGACGAAGGGCACGAUGAACAUGAAGACCAUAACGAGGAGAACGAUCCUUCAGACAUGGAGGUAGAUGAAGACAUGGAGGUAGACGACGACAUGAAUGUGGACGAGGGCAAGUCUCAUGAGCGACAUGACAUGGAUGAUCACGAUAACCAGAACAAUGAUGAUGGAGAGGAUGAUGACGAAGAAGGCGAAGACGAAGAAGACGAAGAAGACGAAGAAGACGAAGAAGACGAUGGCGAAGAGGACGGCGAAGAGGACGGCGAAGAGGACGGCGAAGAGGACGGCGAAGAAGGGGAAGAUGCCGACAAAAGAGAGGAUCAGGUUGACGAGAUACGAAGAAAGGCACUAGAAGCUGUCCGCGCAGCAUCUGAGUUUGAUAUUGUUCCCAUGGUGGCCAUGCCGCAAGCCCAACAAUGUCACGCUGUGGCCAUUUCCGAGGGCCCCAAAUGGCUUCUCACUGGUGGGGAAGAUGGCUUUAUCCGAAAAUAUGAUUUCGCCGCAUCGAUCGAUGGAAAAGCCCCGCUUACCGUCGCUCAGAAACACAAUCUAAUGGACAAUAUUACCAAGGCUGGAGUGAUUGGCUCGUACUGGGAGAAUGAGCAGCCAAUGACCAAAAGCGAGAUCAUCAACCAGAACCCAAAAUUGAAAGACUCUGACUUCACUACAGGCUUCGCAUCUUAUGAACCAAAAACAAACCCUGUUUACUCUUUGGACGUCGAAAGAAAUGGUUUAUGGUGUCUAUCUGGUCUACUUCUGGGAGGAAUCUCGCUUUAUACCAUGAUAUACAACGAAGGCGUGAUGCAUCACUAUUUCCAACACGAUCGCAAAAAAAGCCACGAACCAACCUUGGACUCCGGCCAUCUGGACGCGGUCUCGGUGCUCCGUCUAAAUUAUGAGCAAAAUUCAUUCUUAUCUGGGCUGUGGGAUAAAUCCAUUCGUGAAUGGGAUCUCAAUACAGGAAAAACUAAGAAUUUAUUCAAGGGAAGUACUGGUCAAAUUUCUAGCAUUCAAUACAGGCCUGUCGGCUUGACAGAUCUAACAUUUGACGAAGGAGAGGGGAAUAGUGAUGUCGAUUCACUUUUCGGCAGUGAGGAGGAAGAUGAAAGCGGGGAUACCGGGGACGCCAAUAUUUCAAGGUCUAGCAUAAAGGCUGAUCCUUCCAAAAAUAAAAUGAUCACAGAGGAUAAGAUUUUCAUGAGCUCCAGUAUAGAUGGUGCAAUCAACAUCUGGGAUGCGAGAAUCUCAGGAUCUUCUGCAGUGCUCAAGCUUGGUGUUCCUGAUGGCACCCCGCCAUGGUGCAUGGCAGCAAGUUGGUCCAAUGAUGGAGAUAAAAUCUAUGUCGGAAGAAGAAACAGUACAGUCGAUGAAUUCUCUUUACGCAUGCCACAUGUGAGCAAAUCUGGAAAUGUCCUGUUGCCAAAUGUCCUGAAAAGACUCGCGUUUCCUAAAAUCUCAGGACCUGUGAGCACACUCUCUGUGAUGCCCAAUGAUAACUUCAUAUUUUGUGGCUCCAACGAUAAUAUCCGUCUCUAUAACUUGAAGCUUUACGAUGAAUUCACCCAAGAAACUGCCACAGCAAAGAAACGGGCCACUCCAUUUCACGUCAUCCCAGGCCACCAUGGCGGAGUACUCAGCAAUCUUAUUGUUGAUGAAACCGGGCGAUUUUUGAUCAGCGCGAGUGGAAACAGAGGUUGGGGACAAUCUCCAUACGCGGAUGUUGUUUUAGUCUACUCCAUAGAUACUGAAGCUUCACAACAAUAA
Metschnikowia bicuspidata var. bicuspidata NRRL YB-4993 is the source of this 1809-nucleotide messenger RNA. Its product is annotated as SAGA complex subunit. The record is from RefSeq and is a predicted model, not a curated record. The transcript has 2 exons. Gene Ontology annotation, cellular component: nucleus; transcription repressor complex. Bases 1 to 1809 code for a protein of 602 amino acids. Gene Ontology annotation, biological process: negative regulation of transcription by RNA polymerase II. Gene Ontology annotation, molecular function: protein binding. Lineage: Eukaryota; Fungi; Ascomycota; Pichiomycetes; Serinales; Metschnikowiaceae.